UUCCGGAAGUUCUGUCACCUUUCAGUGCCGUAAACAGCCCAGAGUAAAAGGGAUCAGGCUGCGCGUGUGUGUGUGUGUGUGUGUAUGUGUGUUCGUGCAGCUUCUGAGCUCUUUCUCCAGAGAGUCUCAGCACCAUGUUGGCCCUCAUUAACCGGCUCCUGGACUGGUUCCGCUCGCUGUUUUGGAAGGAGGAGAUGGAGCUCACCCUCGUCGGCUUGCAGUAUUCCGGAAAAACCACCUUCGUCAACGUGAUCGCGUCGGGUCAGUUCAGUGAGGACAUGAUCCCCACGGUGGGCUUCAACAUGAGGAAAGUCACCAAAGGCAACGUCACAAUCAAGAUUUGGGACAUUGGAGGACAGCCUCGCUUCAGGAGCAUGUGGGAGAGAUACUGCAGAGGCGUCAAUGCGAUAGUGUACAUGGUGGACGCCGCGGACCGGGAAAAGAUCGAGCCGUCCAGGAACGAACUGCACAAUUUGUUAGACAAACCUCAGCUUCAAGGCAUUCCUGUUCUCGUUUUGGGGAACAAGAGAGACCUCCCGAACGCGCUGGACGAGAAGCAGCUCAUUGAGAAAAUGAACUUGGCAGCAAUCCAGGACAGAGAAAUCUGCUGCUACUCUGUCUCGUGUAAAGAGAAGGACAAUAUCGACAUCACACUGCAGUGGCUUAUUCAGCACUCAAAGUCCAGGAGGAGCUGAGAGGAGAAGCCAGCGUCCUGCAGCCAAAGCCCCCCCCCCCCCCCCCCCCCCCCCGAGUCAAAAACCUGGUCCAAACACCAUGUCCAAGCCCCCACAUCUCCACCCAGAACCUGCUUUGAGCUAGCGUAAAAGCCAUUGUAAAUGUGUUGGGUAUUUUUAGGCCAAAAACAGUCCUGUGUAUCUUUUCUUGGACCGCAUUUCCUCGCUCAAAGCACAACACAGCCACUCAAGCCCUACACUCUGUCUAUUCGUUGAUUUUCUUUCUUUCUCUCUCUCUCUCUCUGUAUGUGUGGGAUUCAGGGCCCUGUUCUCUCACAAUGAAAUACAAAACACACCUUUCACGUCCGUGUGCACUCUUGUCUGAGCCUUCGGUCAAUCGACACAUCAGCAGAUUGGUGUUUCUCUCCGAGGACCAUUUAAAAAAAAAAAAUCUUUUAUAGCAAACGCUUACAGUGAUGGACCGUUAGAAUAUUAGCUAAUCACGUUUUAACCUGAUGAGCAUUACGGUGAUUGUCAAGCACUCGACCGCACAUUUAGCGCUUAUCUGGAGCUAAAGAUAUGGGAUAAGGUCGUCUAAAAAUAUCUGAGUGGCCACGAUGGCAAAGAAUUCUGCACUACAAUUCAGCACAGAGCAACAAAUGAUCCUGGUUUGGGUUUUGAGUGUGUUACAUAUUCAGACAACUUUACUCCAACAGCAGCAUCUCGUAUUUCCGUUGCACCACUGGAGACGUGUUCUUAAUUUAUUUAAAGCUUCGAUUUGCAUGUUUUUCUGACCCCGAAAUUAGUUCCAUUCACAGAAUUCGCACCUCAUGACACUUUAUCAGUGUUUUCCUUGCAAUUGCCGUUCACCUCCACGAGCAUCAGACGGCUUUAGGAAUUACAAACUGCCGCUUUAAAUUUGUACAGAACGUAAGACUUAAACACGAUUCCAUUUUUAUUGCUGUUUUUAAACAAUGGAGAGCCCCCCCCACCCCAUCCCACCCACACACACUGAUUUGGACUCUGAAAUCGUCAUCUCUGUAUUUAUCUUUAAAGACAUCAUGUAAUCUGAGUGAAGCUGAAUCACACUAUAGGAUUUAAAAAAAAAAAAAAAACAACAGAACAAACAAUACUACUGGUUCUCAUCUAUAAAUGUGCCUUGACAAUCCUUCUUCCACUACAGCGGUGUUUAAGCAGAGAAACACAUCACGUCUUUUGAAUUAAGCGUUAUUAUUUUGCAUUGUGAAGGUUUCAGUCGUGUGGUUCCUUAUUUACAAAUAUAUAUCUUAAUAUAACCACAUUAUCAUCCUAUAAGGCUAAUCAUGCAGAUUGCAUAGGUAGAAAGGUGGAAUUAAAGGUGCGGUUUGUAAUUUUCGCAAGCGGUUCCUGAAACUAUUUUAUUCAUAUCCUUUUGUUAAUAUUUAUAAAGGAAAAGGGGGGGAAAACAUUCGCAGUAUUGCCGUGCAUCGGCUCUCGUACGCUUCAUCUUGUGAAACUUUUUGUAAACGCUUUUCUGGGCCGAGAAACGAGCUCAAACAGCCACAGCGGAGCUUCUCAGCCACAGCGCUUCUCAUAAGGCAGUUCAUGAGGUAAAUGUAUUUUCACCACAGGGAUCUGGUUGUUUUAUUUAUUUUUUCCCAUUGUGGUUGCAGAACAUCUUACAAGGUAAUAAACUGUUUGAAAAAUGACAGAUUGCUCCUUUAAAAAUGUCCAGCGACAUGUUAUCUUUAAUGCAGUGUGGUGGUGUUUGCAGUUUUUUCCCCGUCCCCCACACGUGGCUUGAGAAUGAUCUCAUUUAUAAGAGAGGGAAGAAGUUGGAGAGCUGAAAUGUGCAAAAUGAUUACUUUAUAAAAAGCACAGUGCUUUACUGUGGGAGAACAGGACCCUCUGUCUUACUUGCUCUUUUUCUCACUCUGUCGUCAUUGCACGUGUGUGUGCGCUCUCUCUCUCGCAUCUUAAUCUCCAACGUGACACUAUAACCCUUUGCCAAGUCUCACUCUCCACAGUGCAUCGUCCCAUUUCCUCCUUCACCUUUUGGACGCUUUCAGGUGGACUUUCCCUCUCGUCCCGAAUCCAGAAACACUAAUACACUCGAGCUUCUCACUUCUGGACCGGUUCGUCUCCAUCACCAACACGUCCACCAUCCAAAAAGUGCUGUUACAUGUCCGAAAGAAAGCAGUCUGUCCUCGCCCUGCCUGUGUCUGUGACCCUGCUGUGUGUCUGUCUGUCUGCUCUGGACUUGAUUGUGGAAAAGGAAGGAAAAAAAAAGAAAGGAGGGGAAAAAAAGCCUGCCAAAGUGAUCAUAUUUUCAGCCUCUGUAGUGCAAUGAAAGCUUAAAUUGUGAUGCAAUUAAAGUGACAGUUUGGCAGAAAUAAAUGGACACAGUUUUCUCUGUUUACCCACACAAAGGCUUUGAAAGUAAUGUAGCUAAUAAAUACAGAUCAGCAUACAGAAUCCACUUGAGGUGCUAUUAUCUAUAAAGAUGGAUGACAAAAAAAAAAGCUGGAAUCAGUAUCUUCCUCAAAUUUCAGACUUUAUUACUUUCCAAACCACAAACAAAUGUUUCACAGUGGAAUUGGACACAAGUCAUUUUGAUGGUCAUCAAUUAUUUUAGUUUUUAAUGUUUAUUUUAUUGGACAUUAAAAGCAAUUUGAAUGGUGAAUUGGUCAGGUAAUGGUAGAAUUUCUAUUUUUUUUUUUGGGGGGGAUUGGACAUUCAAGGUCAUUUGCAUUGCAAUACAUCUCAUUUUCAUUUAUUUUAAUUUUACAUUCUCUCUCUCUCUCUCUCUCUCUCUCUCUGGGACACUCUCUGUUUUGAGGUAAAAGAUAAAAUUGUGUCCAUUUCAUUUUCCUUUCCGAAUUGUUGAGGCAGUUCCAGUCUGUAUGGUGUUUGGUUUGUGAAUAUCACCUUACGGAGGUGGCGCAGAUCGAGCGACAGGCUGAAACUCGUUCUCUGCAGAAAUUUAAGUGCCUUCUGCGACCGUUCCAGCUUCUGCAUCCAAACCUGAAGGCACAAUAAGGAGGAGUUAAAACCACAGAUAAGUAGAACCAGUUGGAACGUUGCGUUGUAGGCUGCUUUAAAAAGAUGCCAUGAAAAGUGAGGUAACUUUUUCUGAAUGCUGGUGCUGGAAAGCAUGUUGUGGUGUUGUGCUUUCUGUCAAUGACGACCAUAAGUGGUUCCUGAUCUCAGAAGAUGGUGGUGUACUGAAUGCAGAUUCAUGCUUGUCGAUGCCACUGGAGGACGCUCUUACGGUGCGUUCUUGGUGCCUUGAAGGUGUUCAUGUGCAGGUUGUAGUCAUGCCAUUUACCCCUUUGCACCACAAAAGCAUGUCUUCAGUUUGUUCUGUCAGAGCACGGGAAGCUCCUUGAGCUGCAGUUUUCCAGCUACAGGCCUGAGUGGCUCCUGGUUCUGUUGUAUUAAAGUAAACUUCAAAUAUUCAUGCAACAUUUGGACUGAAAUUGUAGCAUAGCGACAACAAUGAUAGCAAGUAUCUUAGCAUCAGGCUAACCAGAGCGCGGUCGCAAGUCGUGUUAGUAACAAGUAGUGAUAAAGUUGAUGAUUGCCUUCUCAGAGCAGUGAUGAGUAUGGUUAGUGUUAUAAAUCUAACCCAGUACUGUGUCUGUAAAUUAAAUGCUCUACAGCCGAUACUGCGAUCAACUCAUUUAAAAGUAUAGAAUUGGAACUCUGCACUGUUCACCUUUUGAGUGGCGGCCAUGUUAAUUUGACGUCACUUUGGAAACAGGGACUGACGUGCGAGCUGAGAAGACGAGUCCAAGUUGGUGAGCGUUUUCUGUGGCUUUUCCUGGCUUGAGGUGGAAAAUUACAAGUUAAAAACUUCACCUCCAUCACAGCGUUAAAAGCGAUAUCUAAAAGUAUUACACCUUUUGUUUGUGAUUUUCCAGUCCUACAUCACCACUUGGGGCUUGGUGAUUGAAAUUGGAUGUGAUGUAUUGGAGAAUCCUGAUAUUGGGAACCACUGAUGCAGGUCCUGCUUGAUGAUAAUCAUGAUUACUAUGUGCUGUUCUUACUUUUCCAUACUUCCUUGCAUUUAAUGUGCGUUUACAAUUUUUAUUCACUGGCACUUGGAAGUAGAGGUAUGUGCAAGAGUAAAAUUGUUUUUGUUAAUCCUCCGAAAGAAUUCUGACCGGUCCCGGUCAGUCCUGGGGGCUACCCUGACCGGUCCCACCCAUUCGCAGGGGUACCCUGACCAGUCCCAUUGAACCCUCAAGGAAGUUUGACCAAUCCUCUUGGCACCUAAUGGUAUUCUGACCAAUCCAAAUCACUCCUGUCCAGACCAAUGGAAAUUGACUCAUCCCACCCACUGCUACCAAAAGUUCGUCCAAUCCCGCCUGCUUCUGCAGAAAAUUUAACGAAUUCUACCCACACAGUAUUUUUUAAAAUGAACUUUAAUUUUAUUUCCAAAAAUAUAAACAAAUGAAGAAUUGAAACCAUGGUGACGCGAACCAGGAUAAAGCAGUUACUGAGGUUGAAUGAUAGAAUGCUGUAAACGAGCACCAAACACGCUUUCGUGUUCAUGAAAGCGGCCUCUUUUUGUCUGGCAAACUUCAUAUCUUGCAUGAAAAGGAAAACUUUUUUUUUUUGGUUGGGUCCUUUGGGAUCUCAUUCCUCAUGAUUUAAAAAAAAAGCCUCUCCAUUGGAUAUACAGGAGGAGAGGCGGAAUUUUUUCCUUCCUAAUGUCGUUCCACUUACAGGAGUUGAUUGACCCGUAUGUCAGCACAUACACGAUGUCCUAAGAUAUUCAUUCAUGUUCAUCGCUUGCUCAUGGUUGCUACGUGGAGGUUAUGAAUGCUAAUGCGCUUGUUUGUGUAUGUAUUGUUUAUAUAUAUGAGAGUGAAUGACCUGAUGCACGAGUUGUAUGCAUUUUCUGAAGUGAAAUGAGCAGCACCCGUUUCCCUUUUCCAUACCUGCUGAACAGCAGCGUCUUCUCCGGACCGUUCCUUUUAAUUUAACUUGCUUGUGUAAAUACGCAUAAAUAAUUCCUAUGUGGCGGAAUGUUGUCAGUGUUGUUUGUAGCACGCUGAACGAGUUUCCUGUCGCUUCCUCAGGCAGAGUAGUUCGCCCGUGUUAGUGCUGUGCCAUUUUACAAAUAACCUGUGUAUCUGACCAGAACUAAGCUCGCUGUACACAGUAACCACUUUUUUUUUUUUUCAGAGCUGUGAUGUACAAACUUGGAUUAUUUUGAUCUAAAUUGAUCAUUUGUCCCAUUUGUAUGAUUUGUGCAUUAAAGUUUGUGGUCUCUGAUUCGA
This is a messenger RNA of Neoarius graeffei (lesser salmon catfish), 5941 nucleotides long. It is a transcript of the gene arl8bb, whose product is annotated as ADP-ribosylation factor-like 8Bb. Gene Ontology annotation, molecular function: GTPase activity; GTP binding. The record is from RefSeq and is a predicted model, not a curated record. The transcript is spliced from 7 exons. Lineage: Eukaryota; Metazoa; Chordata; Actinopteri; Siluriformes; Ariidae. Gene Ontology annotation, biological process: anterograde axonal transport; protein transport. The coding region runs from base 135 to 695 and encodes 186 amino acids. Gene Ontology annotation, cellular component: lysosomal membrane.